AUGGCCACCGCACCUACCACCAACCCGGCUCUCGUCAACGGAAACUACCACGCCCAUCAUCAAACCAAUCCUUACGCCGCUGAUGCCUAUAAUCCCUCUCACGCUGCCACCAAUAGCGCCUCUUCCGCCAAUUAUAAUAAUAAUCAACAACAUAACAAUUCUUCAGCCCCUGCUCACUCUGCUGGGUCUGAGCCAAAGAACGACAUCCCCAAGGAUGAGGUGGGAUGGUUCUUUGUUGAACAGUACUAUACUACCCUCAGCCGUAACCCUGAAAAACUGCACCUCUUCUACUCCCGUAAAUCUCAGUUUGUUUCUGGUGUGGAGGCGGAAAAAGUUACCGUUGCCGUUGGACAAAAGGCUAUCAAUGAACGGAUUAAGGAACUCGAUUUCCAAGAUUGCAAGGUCCGAGUUUUAAAUGUGGAUUCGCAGGCUUCCUUCGAUAACAUUCUCGUUUCCGUGAUUGGCGAAAUUUCCAACAAAUCUGAGCCGUCUCGCAAGUUUGUCCAGACAUUCGUGCUGGCUGAGCAACCAAAUGGAUACUACGUCUUGAACGAUAUUAUCAGAUACUUGGCCGAUGAGGAGGAAGAAGCCGUUGUGGAAGAAGCCCCCGUCGAGAUAGAGGAAGUAGCUGGGGCUGUGGAGCCUGCCGCGACCGCUGUUGAACAGGAAACAACCACGGAGCCAGUCGCUGAGCGUCAAGCAGACAAUGAGACUGCAGGCCAAGAAAUUGAUGAGAAGCUUGAACAAAUCAAUGGUGAUGCGGCUCCUGUCCCUACUGCUGAGCCGCAGCCCGCAACUGAAACAGCGGAUGAGAAGGCAGCUCCGGCUUCAUCUUCAACUACAGAACCCGCAGUGCCAGUAGCCUUGCGGCCCAAGGAGUCGGAGCCCACACCUGUCGUACCUGCUCCCAAAGGCGCUGCGCCAGUUCCUGAAAAGGAGCCUGCGCCUCUCGUGGCUAAGGCACCAAUGAGUUGGGCGUCCAUUGCCUCUAGCCGUGCUAGUGUCCCCGUAGCUACUACGCCCACCGUGGUUACCCCAACCCCAGCUACGGCAGCAGCACCAGCACCCCAGAAGGCGGCUGCUCCCUCUCCAUCCCACGCUCAGUCGACUUCCGCUGCAGCCGCCGCCGCACCAGCUGCUACAGAGAGCGAGAACCUUACCAGCCAAUCUUCAAGCGGAUCAGAAUGGCAAACUGCCGGUGCGGAUCAUGGCAGAAGACAAGGCCGUCCUCAAUCCGUCUCUACCGCUGCAGAGGAGAACACCCGCGGUCUUAUCAAGAAUGUCAAUGAGAAGGUCGAUGCGGCGCUCUUGAAGCAGGUCAUGUCCCGGUUUGGAAAGCUCAAGUACUUCAAUGUGAACAGACAACAGGGUACCGCCUAUGUCGAGUUCGCAGAUGUUGCUGCCUACAAGAGCGCUCUCUCCUCCAACCCCCACCAGAUCGGAACCGAAGAAGUCACGGUUGAGCGCCGUCGACCUGGCGGUUUCGGGGGCAAUUCCUACGGAUCUGGUCGAGGAGGCUCUCGCGGUGGCCGUGGUGACGGUCGUUCUGGCAGCCAGGGCGGCCGUGGCGGUUUCCAAAAUGACUCUGGCCGCUACACCCCCCGCGGCCGUGGUGGAAACCUCACACCCAAGGGAGGCCGCAGCCAGCCCCAAGCUGCGUAA
Blastomyces gilchristii SLH14081 is the source of this 1662-nucleotide messenger RNA. Its product is annotated as NTF2 and RRM domain-containing protein. The transcript is spliced from 4 exons. NCBI's taxonomy places the organism in Eukaryota, Fungi, Ascomycota, Eurotiomycetes, Onygenales, Ajellomycetaceae. The record is from RefSeq and is a predicted model, not a curated record. Bases 1 to 1662 code for a protein of 553 amino acids. Gene Ontology annotation, biological process: protein deubiquitination; ribophagy. Gene Ontology annotation, cellular component: ribonucleoprotein complex; Ubp3-Bre5 deubiquitination complex; cytosol. Gene Ontology annotation, molecular function: mRNA binding.